UAACUGUCAGAGAAGGUUGCAGUUAGUAAGCUAACCUCAGCGGGGGAGAAGCUAAUGAGCCGCCUGUAGCAAAAGUUUUGCUAGGGUGUUGACCUGUGUUUGCCUGGUUGUAGUGUGGAGGAAAGAGUCAGAAAAGUACAGUAGCACGGACAACUGUCAUGUCAGACGACGUUAGGCUCACAGGCUUUGUAUCUGAACCUCUUCCAGCAGUUUGGGCGUGCGGACCCUCAGGCCAUCAUGCACAGAGCGACCCUCCGGCCUCUGAAAUGGACGCCACACUGUCACCUGCCAGUAACCCCAGUGACGUUUUAAUGGACGAUCCCUUAAUCGAGCCUGUCAGCAGCCAGUCAGAAAGCAAACCAAGCAGUGAAGUCGUGAGCGAACCCUCCGAUGAUUUUGUCGACCUAACGAACAACUUAACCGACUCUCCUGGUGACUCAGGCCCUGCUGAAACUGCCGUUACAGACGCAGCAAAAGACCCAACUGAUGAUUUUGUUGACAUAUUUGGAAGUGAAACUGAAGUGCCAGGAGGGGAAGUUGCCAUAGCAGAUGUAGCGGUCAAAGCAGCAGCUGCAGCAGAUAAAAGUGAAGUAACCAGUGGUGCUGCAGAUCUACCUGGCAGUGAGAAAACAGGAAAAGAUGCUCAACAGGAAGCAAAAGAAACUUCCAAUGCUCCAGUCAUCGACCUCAGUGGUGAUUUGCCAGCAAGUAACACACAGAAGCCGCCUGCCAGUGACAAAAUUGUUGACCCUUUGGUCGAUCUACUUAGUGAUGCUCCACCCGCUGCAGAUGCUAAAAAACCCAGCCGGGCAGCAGUCGAUCUGUUCGAAGAUGAGGGAAGCGACCUGUUCGCAGAGCCACUGCAGACGAAAUCUGCCAAGCAGCCGCAGAAAAGCCUCUUCGGCGAGCCCGACGAGGAUCUGUUUGGCGAGCCGCUGGGUGCCGCCUCAAAGAACACCAUCAGCAAAGAGCAGAAGGUCAAAUCUGCCACAACAAAAGCUGCCGGGGCUGGACACAACACUGGUGGGCCUCUGCUAGACAGUCAGCCUGCAGAACCUGCUGAUAUCUUCACUGAGGAAGCCGUCAGCACAACGCCCAGCCUCAGAAACACCAGCACCAUCAAUUCCAAGACUAAUGGAGUCCACUCUGAAGAAGAGGCAGAUUUAUUUGCUGAAGCCACAGUGGAGCUUUCUCUCGACAGUCCGCGGGAUGUGAGGAAGAAGGAUGCGACGGCCAAACCGUCUGCGUCCGACGCCACUCUGCCAGCAGCUGCUGCCAGCCUGACCAAACCACAGCCGGCGGCCCUGGAGGAGUUGGAAGAGGAGGAAGAAGAGCUGGAAGACAAGUUUGACGUCUCCGUCUCUGUCAAAGACCCUGAAAAAAUAGGUGACGGGAUGAACGCCUACAUGGCCUACAAAGUAACCACACAGACCACGCUGCCCAUGUUCCGCAACAAGACCUUCACGGUGAGGCGACGUUUCAGCGACUUCCUCGGCCUCUACGAGAAGCUUUCUGAAAAGCAUGGACCAAACGGAUUCAUCGUGCCUCCGCCACCGGAGAAGAGCAUCCUGGGAAUGACAAAGGUGAAGGUGGGAAAGGAAGAUUCCUCAUCUGCAGACUUUGUUGAGAGGAGAAGAGGCGCUUUGGAGAGAUACCUGCAGCGGGUGGUAAAUCACCCAUCGCUUCUCCAAGAUCCCGACGUCAGAGAGUUCCUGGAGAGAGAGGAAUUGCCCAGAGCAGUGAGCACCCAGGCUCUGAGUGGCGCCGGCUUCCUGAAAAUGAUCAACAAAGCAACGGACGCCGUCAGUAAAAUGACCAUCAAGAUGAAUGAGUCAGACGUGUGGUUCGAGGAGAAGCUGCAGGAAGUGGAGUCUGCAGACCAGCAUUUCAGAAAGCUCCACGCGCUUGUCGAAUCUCUGGUCAUCCACAGGAAAGAGCUGUCAGUAAAUACGGCCGGCUUUGCCAAAAGCACGGCCAUGCUGGGCAGCGCAGAGGACAACACCGCUCUGUCCCGAGCUCUGUCCCAGCUGGCGGAGGUGGAGGACAAGAUGGAGCAGCUGCACCAGGACCAGGCUGCAAACGACACCUUCUGCUUUGCCGAAGUCAUCGCAGAUUACAUCCGUCUGCUUGGAGCCGUGAGGGGCUCGUUUGAUCACCGGAUGAAGGCGUGGCAGCGCUGGCAGGACGCUCAGAACAUGCUGCAGAAGAAGAGGGAGACCGAGGCCAAACUGCUGUGGGCCAACAAGCCGGACAAGCUGCAGCUGGCCAAAGAGGAGAUCGCCGAGUGGGAGGCCAAAGUGACGCAGUACGAGAGAGACUUUGAAAGAGUUUCUUCCACCGUGCGCAAGGAAGUCAUCCGCUUUGAGAAAGACAAGGCCAGGAAUUUCAAAAAACAGAUAAUUACGUACUUGGAGUCUCUGCUACAGUCUCAGCAACAGAUUAUAAAAUACUGGGAGGCUUUCUUACCAGAAGCAAAAGCAAUCGCCUAAUCCUCGAGCACCAGCCUUUAGGACGACAGAACGGGCUGCCUUUCUCUUAUACACUUUACCUCUUGCCUUUAAACCAAGGAAAAUGUGUGCAUUGUAAAGGGAGAUACAAUCAACCAGUUUUUUUUAAUCACCUUUAACAUACAGCUCUGUAUUCUAUUGUAUUAAUAAUUGUAUAUUUUCAUUUACCCUUCCACAAAUAUUUUCUUAUUAGAUAUAAUAAGAGUUUGCGUACACGAAGAUAUGGACAGACAGAAAAAGAGAAAAGUGUAGAUGAAAUGAUUCCACUGGUUUCCACGCGAGAAGGGAAAUGAGCCGAGUCCGUUGUUCUCAGGAUUUUCUCCCUCCUUCACGUCGGCGGUGGUUAAUUGUUUACAGCGCGGCUGCUCUCUCGUCAAACACUUCCGGGGACCCACGUGACGAGGGCGGCCGAGAGUCUCAGCUCGGUCUCUUCUUGUUAAAACGACUCAAAAGGGAUUUAAAAAAAAAAAGUUAGAAUGAGAAAGAAUUAUGAGCACUUCUACCAGGUGGAUUAAGUACUUAAGUACCAGCUAUGGGUUUUUAUUUUUAUUUUUUUUUCAGAUUUAAAAUACUAUUGAUGCUGUGGGCGGGGGGUUGCAGGGUGUCGACAGGCAUUAGCACUAGCAGGGUCCACAGCUGUGGUCAGGGGUCGCACGGUAGGUCAAACUUGUUUUGAGUUUUAAACGUUUUGGAUAUGAUUUGAGUCACAGUGCAGACUUUACUCUCUUUAACCGCCACACGUCUGUGCCUUCCUGAGUCCGAGUGGUGUUGAUGGCGGGAGAGUCGUGCACAGUGCUGAGGUUAACAGUUACUGCCAUGACACGAUGUCAGCGCUGAGGUUUAAAGGAGCAGUACUGAUGUUUUCAUGUUCAAACCCUGUUUACUGCUAAUUGUAUUCUCCUUUUUUUCCUUCUCUGAGUUUCUGUUUAAAACCGCGAAAGGUUUGUUUUUUUCGUUUCCAGACAAUCUUUGGAUUUUGCUACUUUAUAAAAAUCGACCUGCAGUUGGUUCAAAGUUGUGUCUUUGUUGGGUGGAAAAUGCAGCACAGCCCAAAUGUCAGCAAGGCAUUAAACAGCAAGCGACGGUGACUAACUUUGAGGAAAAUGCAGUAAACACUGACACGUCCGCCGUAAGUCUCUGCGAGUGUAUUUUCAUGCUGUCAAAGUGAAAUGAGUGGACACCUGGAAACCAAAGGCUGUCUGGUUUUGUUUCUGAGUGCUGCUUUGUGUUGUGGUCGGCAGUAAUAUCAGGUCUGCAACCAUCACAUUUUUAUUAUCUGUUAAUCUGUCAGCCAUUUUGUUUUGUUUUGGUUAACUGUUAAGUCUAUUAAAUGCCCCCCCUCCCUCCCUUCCCCGCCCAGAGCCCAAAGGUUGACAUCUUGAAGUUGUUUCAUGUGACAUACAUUUUGAUUAUUAAAGGCGCCCUGUGGAGUUUCUGACGCGCCACAGCGCUGUGGACAAAUGCUUCAGUCCCUGUCUUUGUUAGCGUCUCGGGUUACACGGUUUCCCCAGGAGACGCAUCAAUGUGCCAACAAGAGCAACGAAGAAGAGGACGAUUUCAGAUCCUUCCAAACUUGUUCUGCAGCUGUUUGAGGAUGUGAAUGCACUCGGCGCAUUUAGACUGAUGAGAUACACAACGCUUUGGCAAAUGUAAACACAACUUUGCUUUACAGAUAAAAUCCACAGGGUACCUUUAAUUUACGAUGAUAUGUAACGAAGCGAAUCAGUGGGCUUGUUUUUUGUUUGUUUGGACCAAUCAUCAAAACUGUGCAGAAUGAUCCUUACAAAAAGGAAAACCUCCUCUGUACAAAGCACUGAGACUGGGUUGUUGCCUCACAGAAAAGAGAUUAAUGUGAAACACUGCACUCAUUGAUGGCGUCCUGAACCCGAUGCUUCCCUGAAGACUCAGUCUGCUGACUUUUAUCAUCGAACCUUAACGAACUCGUGUCACAGCUUUGCGUGGCAGGCCUGCCAUCUUUUCAUCACAGCUUUAAUUUUCACGUUUUGCACACACUUAAAGCGAAGCCGUGCGGCGAUGAGCCGCGCUGCUUCAUGUGCUGUCAUCAGUUUACUUGCAGGACGUUUCUCUGAUCCCUUUAUUUUAUUUUGUUCUGAUUUUUUUGACAGAUGCACGUUUGCUUUCAACUGUUUGGCAGCACUCAGAAGUGGUUGUUGGUGCUGCCUCAUACUGUAUGUCAUCACUCGUCAAUGUGCAGAGCGGCGUGCACUGUGUCAUAGAAAUUUCUUUUGAAACAAAUCAAUAAAGGUUGCACUGUUUACACUCGGAAA
Molecule: messenger RNA, 4795 nt
Organism: Scatophagus argus
Lineage: Eukaryota; Metazoa; Chordata; Actinopteri; Scatophagidae
Gene: snx1a
Product: sorting nexin 1a
Exons: 16
Coding region: 159-2489 (776 amino acids)
Biological process (GO): early endosome to Golgi transport
Cellular component (GO): endosome membrane; endosome
Molecular function (GO): phosphatidylinositol binding
Source: RefSeq, a predicted model, not a curated record